Messenger RNA from Cyprinus carpio (common carp), 1295 nucleotides. Its product is annotated as extracellular calcium-sensing receptor-like. Gene Ontology annotation, molecular function: G protein-coupled receptor activity. Bases 1 to 1245 code for a protein of 414 amino acids. The transcript is spliced from 3 exons. The record is from RefSeq and is a predicted model, not a curated record. Lineage: Eukaryota; Metazoa; Chordata; Actinopteri; Cypriniformes; Cyprinidae. Gene Ontology annotation, biological process: G protein-coupled receptor signaling pathway. Gene Ontology annotation, cellular component: membrane.
AUGGUCGGGACACAGAUCACAACUGCACAGAUUCUGGUCCUAAACCGGCACAAGAUCUUUACCCCUCGAGCUCUGAGGUGGAUGCAGACAAUGAUAUUUGCUGUGAGAGAAAUAAACCAGCGGGAAGACCUUUUGCCAAACCUAUCUCUGGGCUACCACAUCAAAGACAGCGGUGAUGACAUAACUGUAUCUGUGAAGAGGUCUCUUCUCCUGGUCAAUGGACAGCCAGAGAAGGGCAGUGGACAAAGCUGUGAAGACACACAAAAGGAGCCGAGCCCUGUUAUUGUGGGAGAAGCAUCAUCAGGCAUAUCCAUGGCUGUUCUGAGAAGUCUAGGCUCCUUCAAAAUACCUUUAGUGAGCUACUUUGCAUCCUGUUCAUGUCUCAGUAACAAGAGAGAGUUUCCAGCAUUCAUGCGGACAAUGCCAAGUGAUCUAUUUCAGGUUAAAGCUUUGGUAAAACUUGUCCAUUAUUUUCAAUGGACAUGGGUCGGGGUGAUCGGUGUUGAUACAGACUAUGCUCGAUUUGCCAUCCAGCUCUUCUUAAAAGAGUCUGAAAAUUUUAAUAUUUGUCCUGCUUAUGUCCACCUUUACCCUGUUGCACUGACGAAAGAUGCAGCUGAAGAACUUGUAAAGACUUUAAAAUCUUCUUCUGCCACAGUCAUAAUUAGCUUCACUGUGGACUCCUAUUUGCAUGGUAUUCUAAAAGAGUGUAGACGACAAAAUGUUACUCAUCUUCAGUGGAUUGCCAGUGAGGCCUGGGCCACAUCAAAAGCCCUCUGGGAUGAUUUUGGUGAUUUGUUAAUGGGAACAUUAGGGUUUGCCAUACGGAGAGCUGAUAUCCCACAACUUGGCAGUUACCUCAGAAGAGUAAGUGAUUCUGUUGCUCAGAAGUCACAUUUCCUCUCUGAGUUUUGGGAAGAGACUUUCCAUUGCCGGCUGAAUGGGUCCUUAAAUACUCAUAUGCAUGGAGAAGAGCCACAGAACUGGCCACUUUGCAAUGGCAGUGAGAGUUUGGAUGAUGUAUACACUCCUUAUUCAGAUGUGUCACAACUCAGAGUCUCCUACAAUGUUUAUAAGGCUGUGUAUCUCAUAGCACAUGCACUACAUGACAUGAGCACAUGUGAACCAGGAAAAGGCCCCUUUCAGAAUGGGACAUGUGGGAGUCUGUAUCCUAUUGUGCCAUGGCAGGUAUGUAUUAUUUUAUAUUUUACAUUCUCCCCAAGUAAUAUGCUUAAAAUUAAUUAGCAUACAGUGUGCACAUAUUAAAGCAAUGAUUCAAUUAUAUAAAGUGAAGA